Molecule: messenger RNA, 1584 nt
Organism: Paramormyrops kingsleyae
Lineage: Eukaryota; Metazoa; Chordata; Actinopteri; Osteoglossiformes; Mormyridae
Source: RefSeq, a predicted model, not a curated record
AAAGAUCCUUCUCAGCCAUCAGUGUCUCAACUUUUUGAACACAAGACAGGGUGGAAGGACACAGAUCCAAGAUGUUGGAUUCAAGAGACUCAUGUCCCUUAUGGAACCCAGGUACAGAAUUAAAAAUGAAAAGUUCUACAGAACAAAAAUGCUUGAAGACACCUACUCAAGGGUUUUGACAAAAAUCAGAAGUGAAGUGAUGAAGGAGAAGGCCCCAUUUAUGGCGUUCACAACUGACUGUUGGUCUGGAGCUACAGAGUCCCUGAUGAGCCUAACUGGGCAUUUCAUUUCUGAGGACUGGUCGAGAAGGCAAGUGGUGCUAAAUGUCAAGCCUAUGAUUGGAUCACACUCAGCCAGUUAUAUUCAAGAAACCUUCCUUAACAUGUUAGGAGACUGGGAUAUCGCAACAGAACGUGUUGUUCUUGUCCUAAGAGAUGGGGGAGCAAACAUGGUAAAAGGAAUGAGGCUGGCUGAACUUCCUGAUUUAAGCUGCACUGCUCACACCCUUCAGCUCAUUGUAAAUGAGGGCCUAUCUAGUCAGAGAGCUGUUCUGGACAUUAUUGCCAUAUUGAAAAGCUGUGCAACUCACUUUGGCCAUUCUGUAUUGGCAAAACAGAGGCUGAGAGCCAUUCAGGAGGAAGUGGGUGUGCCAUUGCACAACAUCAUCCAGGCUGUCCCAACUCGCUGGAACUCAACGCUUCACAUGCUUCAACGAAUGUAUGAACAGAGACGGGCACUGAAUGUGUAUGCUGGUGAACACGGCCACAUCAGCUGCUUAUCUGCCACACAGUGGGACAUUGUCUGCAACCUGAUCAAUACACUGGCUCCCAUCGAAGAAGUCACAAUGGAGAUGAGCAACUCUGUGACUUCAGCAGCAUGCAUUAUCCCCAGUGUGUCUGUUCUAAAGCUGAUGCUGCGGGAAGAGGGACCAUCCUCAGCAGGCAUCAAAACUUUGCGCAAGACCAUGCUUGACAGUCUGACAAGGCAGUUUUCCAAAGCAGAGGAGACAAAAAUUCUUGUCCUAGCAACACUCCUUGAUCCCAGAUACAAGGCCCGUGCCUUUGCGUCUGAAGAAACACUUGAGAAAGGAAAAAAAUGGCUAAAAGAUGAAGCUGAAGAGUUUGCCAAGCUCAGAGAUGAUGAUCCAUGCCCUCCACUACAAGGACCUGAGCAGGAUGAGAGUUUGGAUCCAGAGACAAAGAAGCAGAAAAUCCAUCAGCCCACUUUAGUGGACACUCUGUAUGCCAGGGUCCUUGGUGCCACAGCUGUCUCUCAUGAGAUGUAUAGCUUUGAGACUGAGCUUGAGUGCUAUUUGUCAGAGCCUGUCAUUGAAAGAAGUGACAUGCCUCUGCAGUGGUGGCAAAAAAAUGAAACAAGAUUUAAAACACUUGCACAUCUGGCAAAGAAAUUCCUGUGCCCCCCACCAUCCACUGUGCCUAGUGAAAGGGUGUUCAGUGAAGUGGGCAUGCUUUAUGAAGCCAGGAGGAGCCGACUCACUGGACACCAUGCACACCAGCUCUGUUUUCUCCAUUAUAAUUUGAGGCUUCUUUAACUUUGAGUAUUAAAAUAGAACUAGAACUAGAA